AUGUGGAAAACUCAAGGUAAUCAAGCAUAAACUGGCAAGAUUUCUAAAUGGAAGUAAAAACUAGUCAAUUAACCUGAAGGAGAGGCAGCAGCUCCAAGAAAAGCAGGAUAGUCUGGGCAGACAAUUGAAAAUAUGGUCUUUAGUCUGCAAUAUCACAACAAUGAUUACUCAGAAGAGGAGAUAUUAUUUAAUUAGGCUCUUAAUUACAGGUAUAAGACAAGUAGUGGGGAAUAUCAAGAAAUGCCCUUAAAAGAAGGAGAUUUUAUUGAGAUCUCUUUUGCGAGUUUAACUUAAGCUAAUGCCUAAGUAAACAACUAAAUGAUGAUGAAUUAAUCUCAAUAAUCAAUUCAAGUCAAUCAUCCACACUCUUCAUCAAACUUAAAUCCAAAUGCCAUUAAUAAUCAGAUGGGUAAUCAAAUAUUUAAGAGAAUCAUUUUUAAGCUCACUAAAGAUUCAUUCAAAGCAUAGAAAAAUGAUCAAAAUUAAGCUUGCAAAAUGAGAAUAAUUUAAGAGAACAAUGAAAUAAAUGAGUUGGGAGCAAGUCAAAAUUAGGCAAAGUUGGAGCAUUCAAUGAACUAGAAGAUUAGCUCAAUUGAUGAAUUCGAAUAUUUACCACAACUUCCAUUAGAAUCUUAUAUAGUAGAAAGAGUAGAAAUAUCCCUUAGAGAUCAGUAUGUAUCUAGAAGAGAUAUGUGGUAUAUUUUAAAUUCCCUAGAUGGAAAGACUCUUUAUAAAUAUAAAAACUUCGAGUACUGUGGAAUCAGAUUCAGAGUAAGGGGGUUAUUUAACAAAGAGGGUCAAGAAAUUCUCAAUGGUGUCAUUAAAACAACUUAGUCUAAGUUUCAAUUCCUUACUAGAUCAUGCUAGAUAUACAUUCUUGUUGAAUUAUCAGAGGACAUGUAUUCCUUUGAUGAGAAUGGAUUUAUAAACUAUGAAAAGUGUCUAUAGUUCAUAAAGUCUUAUUUUGAAAGAUGCCAGAAAAUAUCUGCUACUCAUGAAAUUACUAUUGUUAUAUUCUCCAGAUUAUUUUAUCCCUAGGUAACUAACUAGGAAGAGCUUAGAUUUCAUCUUUCAGAGUAUUAUAAAUCUGAAGAAAUGUUAACAGACGAUCAAAUUGACGAGCUAGGGGCGUUUUAGAUCUCAAAGCACACUAAGAUAUUCUAGGAUGUAUUUAUGAAGGUUGGUUUAUUUGAAUUAGGAAGAAACAAUUGGGAUAAAAUCCUAGGAAAUUUGUAGAGAUACUUUCACUACUAUCCAUCAAUGAUAAAUUGGAAAAAGGACUGUCCUUAGCAUGUAAAAGAUUUGAUGUAAGAGGUGAAUGAAAAUCAUUAUCUGAUAGAAUGCAAACUUGGUAAUGCUGAAAAGAUGAACAUUCUUGAAGCUAUAAAUCUUGCACUUUUCAAUUUGAAUAAUGAAGAAGAAGAUUAGAAUCUCAAGACUACAGGAUAAUAGUUGAUGAUUAUUACAGGAGGAACAGGCCAGUACAGAGUAAAUGCUGAUAUUGUAGAACCAACAAAAAGUAGAGUCUUGCUUGGUGGUGUACCUAUUCAGAUUAUAUCUUUGAAUAAAAAGCCUGCGUAUAAAACUCCUCUACUCAUCAAUUGCUGCACUUAUAAAAAUCCUUUUAAGACUAAAACUUAAGGAGUUCUGAUUAAAAAUGGCUUUGCUGGGGGUCAUUAAAUUAUCGAGUCACCAACUAGCAUUGGAUCUAAGCAGUUCAUCGAAAAAUUGAAUGGAAGUUUUUAGGAGUCUCCAUAAACACAGAGCAAGUAGAAUAAUAACUACCCUGCAUAUUUUUUCCCUUAUUGGAUCGACAUAGUAUAUCUCUAUAGUACAAAACUUUUUGAGACACACUUUUAAUGUCUUGCUAACCCUUUCAAUGCAAUAUACAAAGUUUAAAAGCUAACAAGCAACAUCAAAUUCAAGCCUCACUCAAAUUAUCAGUUUCUAAACGAUAUAAAUAAAAUGGAGUAAAAACUAAUAGAAAAGCUUUAAAAAUCCAACUAGGGACAUCAUCAGUUAGACUAUUCAAAAGUUAAAAAUGCUAUUAAAGAAGAGGCGUAAACAAAUGAGGAUGAAAUGAAUGAAGAUUUGAAGGAAAUUUAAAGUAAAGUAAUUACCAUAAACUAAGAUGAAUACAUUCUUAAGCAAGCUACUUUUAUCAAGGAAAGAGGCUAGGACUUAUCUAGGUACUUUGAUGAUCAAGAAUUGAAUGAGCAGUUAGAUUAAUUCAGAUUCUCUUCAAUUGAAACAGUCAAUUAGUAUGAUGCAAUUAGCUAUGGUUAAAAAUCAAAUGAUCUUGACGACAUCACAGAGGAAGAGUAGUCUAACAUUCAAGGAUUUUCUAUGAAUAUUAAUCAAAGCCUAAGUGAUAGAAAGCUGUUCGAUGAUUUGCUACCUAGGAGAGAUCAAACUGAAGGCAACUAAUCUAAUCAACUUGCUGCGAUAAGAGAUAGUAAUGGACUUAACAAUUUUUCAAAUGAAAGUAAAGGCUCAGGUAGAAACAUUCUUAUACAAGGAUCAAAAGACUUAAGAUUCACAUAAGUUCCUGUUUUAAUGUCUCCUAGAGGUACUCAUAUCCCUCAGAAUCAUCAUUUAUCUUAUGAGUCUGUGGACAAAUCUAUGACAAAUGACCUUAAAUUCAAUCCCUUCCUAUUGAAAUAAGAGGAUGAAAGCCAUAAUGUAUAGGCCAAAGCAAAGAGAAAUUAUUAGCAAGUUUAAGGAUUUAAGAAUAUGAAAUAAAGUCAAAAUAUUUAGUAAAUCUAGAGCAAUCUUUCCAAGGAAAGUGCGAAUAAAAAUAGAUGGAAGCACUACCCUAAAGUCUAAUAGUAUAACUUCUACUCUGAUUUCAAUGAUAAAGAUGUCGAUACUCUAGUUAAGAUGGGUUAGAUAUAGCAACUGGAGCAUAUAAUGGAUGGAUUCUGGAAGAAUAUUUGUGAGUGUAAACUGCUUCCACUAACUACUGAUUUUUUCCCUCACGAAUCAUAACUCAGAAACAAGAAUAAGUAUCACUAUGAGCUCUCCUAGGCAAGCGUGGUGUCUAGAAAAGGAGGACUUAUUCAAAACUUUGAGUAAUACUUCACUGAAUACAUAUGUCUGAGACUUACUUAAAAUUUCCAGCUAAUCAAUAAUGAAUCACUAUGCUAUGUGGACUUUAAGAAGCUUUGGAACAGUGAUGUUAAAAUGGGCAUUUGCAGCAAAUAUGAUGUGCUUAAGUAGCCUCAAGAUUAAAACUACAUGAUGAAUACUUAUACAAAAAUGGAUAGAGAGGAUACAAAUGCCAUAAAAUCUGCUGAUUUCAAAUACUUGCUUUUUAACUAUCAUACCUCAAAGUUUCAAGUCAAAAUAUCUUAAGAGUCCAGACUCUUUAACUUCAAAUCUCUAGCAAAUCUUGGAGAGGUGCUAAACGAUUUUAAAAAUGCAUUGAGCGUCUGUAUCAAGAUGCCUUAGUAACAUUUUGUGAUCUUUCACAUGAAUAAUAACAAUAGCUGGCAAGGUGGGUAGUAACUUAGUAUGAGGUAAAUGAUGAAAAACUAAGCACAGAGCUUAAAUGCAUAGAAUAGUAAUUAAAGCCCUAAUAUGGGGAGCUUUAAUUAGUCUAGUAUGGUUGGAUCUUCAUUCUAACUAUUCUAAGGAGGGAAGUUUGACACGAAUAUGACUUUACCAACACUGUAAAAUGAAGGUAGUAUGAGUUUGGUAAGACUUGAAUCAAUGUAGUAGGAUGAUCUUAUCAAGUCUGUUCAGCCAUCUGAUUACAAUCAAAGAUUCAACGAGGUAGAAGAUUAAUAAUAUAACGAAGAAAUAGAGAAAGAGCAUUUCUUGAAUCUUAAGAAUCAACUAUUCGAUUUGUUAACUAAGAAUAAGAAUUCAAAGUUCAACAACUACCACAAUAUGAACAGCAUCAAUUUGAUAGAAAUUUAAAAAGGUAACUUAAAAGGAGAAAAUAAAUCUCACAAGCAUGCCACCACUGCAUACAUUGAAGAUGAAAGUAAUACCAAAGUGGUUGGAGCAUAUUUUUUACAGCAUGAUACUAAGUAUUAACUCGAGAGCUGCUUCCAUUUAGUAAGUUUAAUCCUUUACUUUAAAGUCAUAUGUAGACUGUUUCUUGGAUAUUUGCAAGCGGGCCAUAAAUAUCUGAAAGGAUAAAUAAUCUCAAAAGGAAAGUAAAAGCCUGCAACUUCUAAAUAGUUCCUGUUUCAGGUAUCGUCAACUAGGAGCAACUCAAUCCUUUUGAAACUUUUACUGUACUCAAGAAAGGCUAAGAAACUGAGAGUUUUAUGA
This is a messenger RNA of Stylonychia lemnae, 4281 nucleotides long. Lineage: Eukaryota; Ciliophora; Spirotrichea; Sporadotrichida; Oxytrichidae. The record is from the annotation of a GenBank genome assembly.